GCGCGCAAGGGAGCGGAGAGCUAGCGAGUUGAGGGAUUGACACAAAUGGUCAGGCGGCGGCGGCGGAGAAGGAGGCGGAGGCGUAGGGGGGAGCCGAGGCCGCUGGGCUGCCGAGAGUUGCGCGCUCUCUCUCGCCGCGGCCACUAGCGCGGCGCCGCCAGCCGGGAGACAGCAAGCCGAGGGCCAGGAAGGCGGGACGCGACCCCGGCGCGCCCGAGCCACCCGGGCUAUCCCCGCCGCCCGCGCUUCAUGAAUCGCAAGUUUCCGCGGCAGCGGAGGCUGCGGGACGCGGAGCGGGAGCCGGAGGAGCGGGUCGAGCGCGGCACGGGCUCGACGGAGGGCACCGGCGCAGAGGAGAUAUUCCCGGCUACAGGGGGAGCCGCCGCCCGCCGCGCCACCUCCAGCCUCAGCCGAGCGGCGCAAAGAAAGGAGCCGAGAAAGUAUGGCUGAGGAGGAGGCGCCUAAAAAGUCCCGGGCCGCCGCCGCUGCCGGCGGGUGCUGGGAACUUUGUGCCGGGGCUCUCCCGGCUGGGCUGGUGGCAGAGGGGAGUUGGGACGCUGGCCACCGCCGCCGCCUCCCCCCAGCUGACUCCUGGCGCUUGGCGCGCUGGCUACUGCUGCUGCUUUGGCUACUGGAGGCUCCGCUGCUGCUUGGGGUCGGCGCGCAGGCAGCGGGCCAAGGGCCCGGGCCAGGUCAGCAGCCCCCGCCACCUCCACCUCAGCAGCAACAGAGCGGGCAACAGUACAACGGCGAGCGGGGCAUCUCCAUCCCGGACCACGGCUACUGCCAGCCCAUCUCUAUCCCGCUGUGCACGGACAUCGCUUACAACCAGACCAUUAUGCCCAACCUGCUGGGCCACACGAACCAGGAGGAUGCGGGCCUCGAGGUGCACCAGUUCUACCCGCUGGUAAAGGUGCAGUGCUCAGCCGAACUCAAGUUCUUCUUGUGCUCUAUGUACGCGCCGGUGUGCACCGUGCUGGAGCAGGCUCUGCCGCCCUGCCGCUCCCUCUGCGAGCGCGCGCGCCAGGGCUGCGAGGCGCUCAUGAACAAGUUUGGCUUUCAGUGGCCCGACACGCUCAAGUGCGAGAAGUUCCCGGUGCACGGAGCCGGCGAGCUGUGCGUGGGCCAGAACACGUCGGACAAGGGCACCCCGACCCCCUCUCUGCUGCCGGAAUUCUGGACCAGCAACCCUCAGCACGGCGGCGGGGGGCACCGAGGCGGCGGCUUUCCUGGGGGCGCCGGAGCGUCAGAGAGAGGCAAGUUCUCAUGCCCGCGCGCCCUCAAGGUGCCCUCCUACCUCAAUUACCACUUCCUGGGGGAGAAGGACUGCGGGGCGCCGUGUGAGCCGACCAAGGUGUACGGGCUCAUGUACUUUGGGCCCGAGGAGCUGCGCUUCUCGCGCACCUGGAUCGGUAUCUGGUCAGUGCUGUGCUGCGCCUCCACGCUUUUCACGGUGCUCACGUACUUGGUGGACAUGCGGCGCUUCAGCUACCCGGAGCGGCCCAUCAUCUUCCUCUCGGGCUGCUACACCGCCGUGGCCGUGGCCUACAUCGCUGGCUUCCUGCUGGAGGACCGGGUGGUGUGUAACGACAAGUUCUCCGAGGACGGGGCGCGCACAGUGGCGCAGGGCACCAAGAAAGAGGGCUGCACCAUCCUCUUUAUGAUGCUUUACUUCUUCAGCAUGGCCAGCUCCAUCUGGUGGGUGAUCCUGUCCCUUACCUGGUUCCUGGCGGCCGGCAUGAAGUGGGGCCACGAAGCCAUCGAGGCAAACUCGCAGUAUUUUCACCUGGCCGCCUGGGCCGUGCCGGCCAUAAAGACCAUCACCAUCCUGGCGCUGGGCCAGGUGGAUGGCGAUGUGCUCAGCGGGGUGUGCUUCGUGGGGCUUAACAACGUGGACGCGCUGCGUGGCUUCGUCCUGGCUCCUCUCUUCGUGUACCUGUUCAUCGGCACAUCCUUUCUGCUGGCCGGCUUUGUGUCGCUCUUCCGCAUUCGCACCAUUAUGAAACACGAUGGCACCAAGACCGAGAAGCUGGAGAAACUCAUGGUGCGCAUCGGCGUCUUCAGCGUGCUUUACACGGUGCCAGCCACCAUAGUCAUUGCCUGCUACUUCUACGAGCAGGCCUUCCGGGACCAGUGGGAGCGCAGCUGGGUGGCCCAGAGCUGCAAGACCUAUGCCAUCCCCUGCCCCCACCUCCAAGCCGGUGGAGGGGCCCCGCCGCAUCCUCCCAUGAGCCCUGACUUCACAGUCUUCAUGAUCAAGUAUCUUAUGACGCUGAUCGUGGGCAUCACGUCCGGCUUCUGGAUCUGGUCCGGCAAGACCCUCAACUCCUGGAGAAAGUUCUACACCAGACUCACCAACAGCAAACAGGGGGAGACCACCGUCUGAGACCUGGGGGCGUGCUCAGCCCAUUCCCAGCCCUCAGCCACCCCCAUAACCUUCCCCCAUGGAAUUCUGACCAAGCCUGGCUACUACAGGCUUCCUCACUAGACACUUUCGCAGGCUUCUUUUAACAACAUAGCUCCUGCAAAAAGCUUCCGUCCCUGGGGGCAAACGGACUCGAGGGCCCAAUUUCUUGAGGGGGGAUGGACCGACCUCUCGCUGGUACCAGCACUGUACGCUUUUAUGAUUGUAAAUAGCCUGUGUAAGAUUUUUGUAAGUAUAUUUGUAUUUAAAUGACUGAUCAUGCGUUUUCUUUCCUUCCCUUUUUGGUUUAAAUUUGAAUUAUCUAGGGCGGUUUAACCAGUCGAGGCUUUCCCUUCUUUCCCUUUUCGGAGUACCGCCGAGAUAAAUCCGGAGCGCACCCGCCGGGUGCUCUCGCAGGUUCGCGCGCGCCCCUCCCUGCAGCUCUGGGAUGGGUACGUCUGGGAUAGCGCUGUUCGGGUCACUUCCCACCUCUUUUUUCUGCUCCCUCCCCUCCCCUCCUUAGUUUGAGUUUGUAGAUCAUAAGGUCCUGAACUUUAAAGCUUUCAAGUCGGCCCUUGUUCAGGGCCAGAUUUAUCCCUGACUUCCCGAAGCUGAAUUUUUCACUGUCGAGAACCUUUCUCCUAGCUUCAAGGAGGCCCGUGGUUUGUGGUUACCGGCAGUCCCAGACUCCCUCCCUCCGCACUGGCCUCCAAUGCCCAGACACUCCCUCCUUCCACCUAAGUCGGUUAGAGGGUGAGUGGGAUAAGCAAUGCCAAACUUUUUAAAGUCUAAUUUUUGGUGGAUGAGCUCAUUUCAUUCUCUAGUGUCUAAAACCUGGUAUGAGUUUGGCCAGCGUCAUGGAAAGAUGUAGUUACUGAGAUUUGGGAAGAGGCAUGAAGCUUUGUGUGGGUUGGGAGAGACUGAAGAUGGGGGUUAUAAAAUGUUCAUUCUAAUUGUAUACCGAUGCCUGGCAACCUGCCUCUGGGACGGAGACAGUUCGCGUUUAGAUUUUUAGCGCUCUGUAAAAUGGAAACGUUGAGGUCACCUGGAAAGCUUUGUCAAGGAGUUGAUCUUUGCGUUGAUCUUUACUCUCCUUAACGGGACAGCAGAUGUAAACUAAAUAUGAAAACUUGAAGGAGAUUUCAGUGUAAUGGACUUCCUCAAAAUGCAGUGCUACUUUCUGAUUUUUUAGUCAAACAAUAAUUAGACAUAUAUCAAAAACUUUAAAAUGUAAAAGUUGUACUUUCAACAUAUUAUUACGAUUCUUACUCAGCAACACAGUCUGAGGGAGGAAUAAUCCACAUCAUUAUUAACAACCUGGUAAAGGAAGUAAAGGAGGUGGAAUAAUUGAUAAGGAUUAGCUCCUGAAAUAAACAAAAUAUGGGCAUGCAUGCUCAGACUGUCUGCAGGUCGGCUGCAUUAAAUCCUGUGCACUCCUUCUUGGAUUUACAGAAAUGUAUCAAAUGUAAAUCUUUCAAAGCCAUUUUAAAAUAUUCACUUUAGUUCUCUGUGGAAAAGAUGAGAAAAGCAACCCUCCUGAUUGUAUUGUAAACUUUAAGAGUUUAUCAAAAUGCCGGUACUUAGGACCUAAAUUUACCUAUGUCUGUCAUACCCUAAAAUGACAAUGGUCUUUGAUUUUGGUAUGCAUUUAUUCUGUUCACUAUCACAAAGUCAUCUAUAUUUAUAG
Messenger RNA from Pteronotus mesoamericanus, 4091 nucleotides. RefSeq names its product frizzled class receptor 1 (gene FZD1). Gene Ontology annotation, molecular function: Wnt-protein binding; Wnt receptor activity. Gene Ontology annotation, biological process: canonical Wnt signaling pathway; non-canonical Wnt signaling pathway. The transcript has a single exon. The coding region runs from base 443 to 2386 and encodes 647 amino acids. Gene Ontology annotation, cellular component: plasma membrane. Lineage: Eukaryota; Metazoa; Chordata; Mammalia; Chiroptera; Mormoopidae. The record is from RefSeq and is a predicted model, not a curated record.